Messenger RNA from Mangifera indica (mango), 7621 nucleotides. RefSeq names its product putative disease resistance RPP13-like protein 1. The transcript is spliced from 8 exons. Gene Ontology annotation, molecular function: ADP binding; protein binding. The record is from RefSeq and is a predicted model, not a curated record. Gene Ontology annotation, biological process: defense response to other organism. Bases 228 to 4217 code for a protein of 1329 amino acids. Lineage: Eukaryota; Viridiplantae; Streptophyta; Magnoliopsida; Sapindales; Anacardiaceae.
CCUUCCAUGGGCUUGGGAAAACGCCAAUUGUAACAUAUUUGUAUAUUUAUUUUCCUAGCCUGCGGUCCAAGCUUUUGAUUUAGUGAUUUAAUUGUGGGUUGACUUUGUCAACGGGUUAGUGUUUUUAUCUUUUUGUCCAUAGAGAAACAAAAGCAUUCUCUCUCGCUUGCUUAUUCAUCAUUUUCUUUCUUCUCUUGAUAACUAAUUCUGUUUCUGAAGACUUAACCAUGGUGGCGGAGCUCUUUCUUUCUGCGUUUCUUCAGGUGCUGUUUGACAGGCUGGCGUCCAGGGAGUUGCUGAAAUUUGCCUUUCAGGAGGGGGUUGGUUCAAAGCUAAAGAAGUGGGAAAAAACGUUGAAGAUGAUCGAAGCAGUACUCGAUGAUGCCGAGGAGAAGCAACUGACCAACAGGGCUGUGAAAUUGUGGCUGGACGAUCUCAAAGACUUGGCUUAUGAUGUGGAGGACAUACUAGAUGAGUUUGCAACUGAUGCUUUAGGCCGCAAGUUGGUGGCUGAAGAUCAGGGUACCACUAGUAAGGUUCGGAGCUUCAUCCCUGCUUGCUUCAAUAAAAUCAAUACUUUGAGUCCAAGCGCAGUUAAGUCCAACGUUAUCAUGGGGUCAAAGAUAAAAGCUAUCACUUGCCGGAUGGAAGAUCUGUGUAAACAAAGAACUGAUCUUGGAUUGGAGAAGAUUGCUGGAACUGUACGACAAAGACUCCCAUCAACUACAUGUUUGCCUGCUGAACCAGCUGUUUACGGCAGAGAUGAAGAUAAAGUCAGAAUAAUCAAAAUGAUGUCAACUGCUGAAUCAAGUGGAGCCAACUUCCUUGUUAUUCCCAUUGUUGGCAUGGGAGGCCUUGGCAAAACAACCUUUGCCCGGCAUGUGUAUAAUGACGAGGCAAUGAAAGAUUUCAAGUUUGACAUAAAAGCAUGGGUUUGUGUCUCUGACGAUUCCGAUAUUUUGAGAAUCUCAAAAGCAAUUCUCGAGGACAUAACUCGCUCACCUUGUGAUUUGAAGGGUCUAAAUCCAGUGCAGCUUGAACUAAAAAAGGCAAUUGCUGAUAAAAGGUUCUUGCUGGUUUUGGAUGAUGUCUGGAACAGUGAUGAUGACUUCUGGGAAAAUUUGAAAUCUCCCUUUAUGGCUGGAGCAAUUGGAAGUAAAAUCAUUGUGACCACACGCGAUGAAAACGUUGCAUCAACAGCAGCCCCCGGUGGUGGCUAUUACAACUUAAAACUUCUAUCAGACAAUGGUUGCUGGUCCGUUUUCAAGGAGUAUGCAUUUCGAGGAAGACGUAGUGCUAGAGUUCCAAAUUUAGAGCUGAUUCGUCAGAAAGUAGUUGAAAAGUGCCAAGGUUUGCCGUUGGCAGCAAGGACUCUUGGUGGCCUUCUACACUCAAAGAGGAGGUAUGAUGAUGGUUGGAUUGAUAUACUGAAUAGCAAAAUUUGGGAUUUACGUGAUGGAAAUAAGAUACUACCUGUUUUGAAGCUAAGCUAUCACCACCUUCCUGCACAUCUCAAGAGAUGUUUUGCUUAUUGUUCAAUUCUACCGAAAGAUUAUGAAUUUGCAGAAAAAGAACUUGUCUUUUUAUGGAUGGCGGAAGGUCUUAUUCAAGAAUCGAAAGAUCACAAACAAUUGGAAGAUUUGGGUUGUGAGUAUUUUCGUGAUCUUGUUGCCAGGUCAAUUUUUCAACAGUCAAAUGCUAACAAUUCUAAAUUUAUAAUGCAUGACCUUGUCAACGAUUUGGCGGAAUGGGCGUCUGGAGAAGCAAGUUUUAGGAUGGAAGAUGGACUGGGUGCAAACGAGCAAAUACAAAAUUUUGUAAGGGUACGCCAUUCUUCUUAUAUUUCUAUUCAUUAUGAUGAUAGAAAGAAAUUUGAGGAUUUCAAUGAGUUCAAGAAGUUGAGAACUUUUCUCCCUGUAUUCUUACAUGAUUAUUAUUCCCAUGAUCAUCAUUAUAUGCCAAAUCUGGUACUCCCUGAUCUGUUGUUAAGGUUAAAAAAAUUGAGGGUGUUGUCUUUAAAAAGAUAUUAUAUCGUGAAGAUUCCUGAUUCAAUUGGAAAAUUGAAACACUUGAGAUACCUUGAUCUUUCUUACACUAUGAUAAAAACUUUGCCCAAAUCAACAAGUUCUCUAUUCAACUUGCAAAGUUUGAUCUUAGAAGGAUGUUUUUGCCUCAUGAAGUUGUCUAACAUGAAACACUUGAUCAAUCUACGUCACCUUAACGUUAGAGAUGCAAAUAAGAUAAAAGAGAUGUCAUUGGGAAUAAAAAAAUUGAGAUGUUUACGGACUUUGUCUAAUUUUAUUGUGGGUGAGAAUACAGGAUCUUGCUUAAAAGAUUUAAAAGAUUUAAAGUUUCUUAUUGGGAGACUUUGCAUUUCAGGAUUAGUGAAUGUAACUAAUUCUCAAGACAUCAGAGAAGCCAUAUUAAGUGAUAAAAAAGCCAUAUUAAGUGAUAAAAAAGGUAUAGAAGUAUUGUCUUUAGAAUGGGGGUAUAAUGUUGACGACUCAAGAGAUGAGAUUGGAGAGGAAAGGGUACUUAACAUGCUUCGACCAUAUAAAAAUAUAAAAGAGUUCACUGUUAAAGGGUACUGCGGUAAGAAUUUUCCAUCUUGGAUGGGAGAUUCAUCUUUUUCCAAUAUGAUUGUUUUACGAUUGGAGGGCUGUGUAAACUGUACAUCUUUACCUUCUCUCGGAAAAUUAAGCUCACUCAAAGAUCUCACUAUCAAAGGGAUGACAAAAAUAGUAAGUACUGGUUUUGGGUUUUAUGGAGAGAGCAACUCAAAGGCUUUUCAGUCACUAGAGACUCUUUGUUUUGAAGAUUUGCCAGAAUGGAACCAUUGGGAGCCAUUGAAAGAAAGUGAGCAAGCUGGAAUUUACCCGUGCCUCCGCAAGCUUUCAAUCGUCAAAUGCCCCAAACUCACAGGAAUAUUACCUGAGAAUCUUCCUUCCUUGGAGGAACUUGAAAUUCGUGAAUGCCCUCAAUUGUUGGUGAAUUCAAGCAGACAUCAUCCCACUCAUGGCUACUUACAAAAGGAUGCAGACAAAGAGGCAAUGGAAAGUAAUCUGGUUGGCUGCAAUUCACUGGCCUCUGUGACUCCAGAAAAAAAUUCAGAGUUCGGUAAUUGGAUAAAGAAAGGGUGUCAGAAAGUGGAACGACUAAGUAUCAUGGGUUGUGAGGAACUCAUAUGUUUGUGGGUGAAUGAGAUUUCUCUAGAGAAGCCUCCACAAGGGUUGCAUUGCUUCAUCUCCCUGAAAAGACUCCGUAUUGAGGAUUGCCCGACUCUUGGUUCAUUUCCAGAGAUCAGUUUCUUUCCCAAUCUAAGUGCACUUGAGAUUAUAAAAUGCUAUAUGCUAACUUCCUUACCAGAAGGAAUGAAGCAUGGCAAUACUGGUCUUGAACGUUUGUGGAUCGAUGAAUGUAAUUCUCUGACAUUCAUUGUAAAAGGUCAGCUACCUCCAUCUCUGGAACAUCUCUUUAUAUUCAAUUGUGAGAAGUUGCAGAUUUUGUUUGAUGAUACAGAGGAUAUUUCUCUUCCUUCAUCUUCAAUGAUGCAAAAUGCGUUCAUUAGCAACACCAGGACAGCUGCACUUGGUUACUUGAAUAUUGGCAACUGUCCAUCUCUCACGGCUUUAUCCUCAAAAGGACAGUUACCAGUUUCACUCAGAGCUGUUUAUAUUAGUGGUUGCUUAAUGCUAGCGUCAAUAGCUGAGAGAUUUGACAACAACAUGUCUCUCAGUUCUAUAUAUGUCUGGGAUUGUAAAAAUCUUAGUUCCUUGCCUCGGGGUUUAUACAAUCUUAACCGUCUUCAACGAUUAGUAGUUGGCUACUGUCCAAACCUUGUUUGCUUCCCUGAAGGCGGGCUUCCCAACACCAGUUUAUAUAUUUCAUUCUCAGAAUUUGAGAAACUUAAAGAGCUUCCUGAAGGCUUUCACAAUCUCAGCUGUCUCGAAGAUUUCUCAAUAAAGGGAUGUCCAAGUAUCAAAUCAUUUCCUGUAGAAGGUUUUCCUGGCAACCUACAAACACUUUGUGUUCGUGGUAAUCUCGAAAUCUAUAAGAGUUUGAAGGAGUGGGGAUUGCACAAGCUUACCUGCCUUACAAGUCUGAGUAUAGGUGGAUGUCCGGGUGUUGUAUCUUUUCCAGAAGAUGAGAUGGGAAUGAUGCUGCCAACCUCUUUAAUUGACCUACACGUUGAAGAAUUUCCAAACUUGAAAUACUAAUCUUCUAGGGGUUUUCAAGACCAAACUUCUCUUAAAACUUUGGUUAUCUAUAGUUGCCCACAGCUUUCAUCCUUUCCAGAGGGCCUGACAUCCUCACUUUUGGAUUUAAGAAUUAAAAAUUGUCCCCUGCUGAGAAAACAGUGCACAAGGGAUAAAGGACGAGAAUGGCCUAAGAUAGCUAACAUCCCUUACGCUACAUUAGAUAGCAAAUUCAUCUAUGAUUCGGAGGAGGAGGAAUAGGAUAGGGAAGCAUAUCAAUACUAUCUGCAUGAGUGAUACGCAAAUUGCUACUCGAGUAUUGUUUCACUGAUCAACAAAGUUGAAUUUUUGGAGUGUCAACAACAUGUUAAAACAAAGCUAAUAGAUGUAUGAUAAAAAGCUGGUUUUAUAGUACAAGAGAAGCUGACAUGAUAGCCUACAAAAUCUGUGUGAAGAUCAAGUAAUGAAAAACUCCUUGAUUCAAUGUUUUCUUAAUUGGAUAUAAACCCUCUAAACCCUCUAAUCUCAGCUUUUCAUCAUUUCAAAAAAACUUGUACUUGAAUUAGGCAAUUUUUGUGUUUCACAAGCAGAGGUUUAAAUCUGUCUUCUUUUUCUAAAUUCUAAUACUCUACAAAUAUUGUUAACUUUAUUUUUUAACGUAUUGCAGUUUUGGUGUAACAUGGAUUCAGGUUUUUUUAACGAUUUUAAAUUUGUAAAACAUUAUAGAUUCUCUUGAAAACUGGAAUACUCAAGACAUAGUAUAUGUGAUAUUAAGUUAUUAACCAUGAUCAAAUUUUCGGGAGGGCAAGUCAUUUAAAAACCUUCAAGUUUCCAGAAAAAUAAUUCCCACGUCUGGAGCUUUUGUUGAGAAUAUCACAUAUCCAGUACACAAGCCAAUUUUCAACCCACAUCCGUGAUCCAUCUUAAUGAGUGUCCAAGCAAAUAUCUUCGAAGUAUUGUCCUCUACAUACAACAUUGAUGCUGCUGUCUCAUUGGCCUCACAGCACCAAUGAGACAGCAGUGUUGGAGCACGGGUGUGGGCUGAUGAUAGUCCAACAAUGCUCCUAGCCUCCUACAUUUCAGUCGGAGCAUUCUAGAUCCCACUCAGGGUGAAUAAAACGGCUGGUCUGUUUGAUGCACUUCUCUGGGUGGGCCAGUUUUUCCUGGACUCAGCCGACCGGCUGGAGAAGUUUAUGAACUAUAUCGAAGGCCGCUCUGAAAUUCCUCUUCCGACCUAGUUGUCAGCGACUACGUUGUUGGUGCCGCCAAGGUUCUAAUGGAUGCUUCUAAGGACUCCGCCAAUCAAGGUUCAAAAUUUCCAUUUAUUUGUUAUGGUCGAAAAUCAGUGGCAAGUUCACUCCACGGCAAUCAUCAGAUGGUCAGUAGUUUGGAACUUAUAGACAAGAUGAUGUUGAUGCUCUGCGAGCACUAGCUGAGGAACCUGCAAUACUUGACUUCUUGUUAACAUAUCCUUUCUUGUGCAAAGCAAAUGAAUUGUCUUUUAAGUGGCCAUCUUCUAAUUGUAAGGUCUGAUUACUUGAUUUCCAUAACCAGUUCUCACUAAUGAAUGGCCAAGUGGGGUCACAAACAGAGCAGCCACAUCUGACAUACCCACUGGAAUCUCAGAUUCACUUGGCAGUAAUGCUACUGUAUCAGAGUUGGUGGCGGAGAUCAAGCCACUGUAUGUGACAUUGUUGCUUGAUGAAAUUUACUCAUGCAAUUUCUCCUACUCUAGCAUCUACUAUUUCUGCUGCUGAGAUAAGCAUGAAGUCUCCAAACACUACCUUGUCUCCAUACACACUUGUAGAUCAAGCUGCUAAUGCUAAAGAAACCACAAAAAGGCCUAAUGAUAGUGUUUCUGAUCCUCAAUAUUGGAGAUAUGAUGCUCCUCAAAAAUGACAUAAACGUGGAGGUGACGGCAAUAGGCUGUGUUUUAAUUUAUAUAUUCUGGGACUUGUCCUCGUGGGGAGAAAUGCAACUUUCGACAUGAUGGUGAUGCAAGAGAGCAAUGAUUAAGAGGUGUCUGUCUUGAUUUUAUUAUCAAAGGAAAAUGUGAAAAGGGCUCAGGAAUGCAACUUUAAGCACAGUCUACAGAGUGAAGGUGACGGCCAUUCUCACAGGAGAUCUGCAUCUGGAAUUACAGGUCAAAUGAGUGCUGGUUCUGUUUGUCAAGCCCAAAUGUGGAGUCACUUUUGGUUAUUAGCAUAGGAGAGCAUUACUAUUGUGUUUUGCCUAAAGGCCCACUUGUUCAAGAUCAUACGUUGAUAAUACCGGUUGAGCACGCACCUAAUACCAUUUCUCUUUCCCGGGAGAGCGAAAUUGACCUUGGCAAAUUCCAAAGCAGUCUCAAGCUGUAUUAUAAAAAACAAGGGAAGGGAACUGUUUUUAAUGGGUUUCCAAACGUGGUACUCAUGCUAAUCUGCAGGCCGUACCUAUUCCGUCAUCCAAAGCAGCUGCUGUUCAAGUGAUAUUUAACUUGGCUGCUGAAAAGUUGGGUUUUAAAUUUUUUGCCUAAAAAUGAAGAAAAGAAGAAAAGAGGCCAAGACACAGGGCAGCAGCUGGGAGAUGACAGAUGGCAACCAACAAAUUAACGGAAGAGCAACAAACCAACACUUAUCAAAUGAAGGCAUGGCAAGCAAGCAGCACAGAGUGGAACAAACUGUGGGGACCACUGAGAUUCCUAGAGCUGAGUUGGCAGAGCAUAAUUGAAAGGCAAUCUGGAGGAGUGCAAUGAAAUAGGUUUGGAGAGGGAAAAGCAAAUCAGAGAAGAAUUUUGAAAAAAAAAGAGAGAUUUGAGGGAGAGAAGCCAACCUCUCAAAAGCUGGCUUAUAGAUUAUAUUUGGGUUGUUGAUUUCUCUGUUAUUCUCUUAAACUUUUGUGAAUGUUUUGUAGAUGAUGCUAGUCUGAGUUUGUAAGGGAUUCUGUUAUUGAAAUACUGCUGAAAAAGAAAAUCCAUUACAUCUAUACAAAUUUCAGUUCAGUAUAUUUCAAUGCUGUGUUUUGUGUUUGCUUUACAGUUUAUCAUCCAAAAUACAUAAAUACAUUUGUAGCACUCCAGAACUUUGUUAGUUUCUUGGCCAUUUGAGAGCAGCAGCAUCUUCAGUUUAGUCAGUCUACUCUAGGUCUGUACCAGAGAUUUCCAGUGCUGAGGUGUCAGCUCAAGGCUGGAAGAGUUGUGGCAGGGAGAAAGGGAGCGUAUUAGGCAAUGGGAAGAAAGAGAAGGGCAAGGAAAAAUUGGAAGAAUAGGGUUUUGGGGAGAGUACCAGCCUCUCGAAUGUUGGCAGGGGAAUUAGUUUUUGGGUGUUUUUGAUUUGAUGCUUCUUUUGUGCUAUUUCAGUUGUUAAUGUAAACAUGCUACAGUACUCUUGAAUGUACAUUGUUAUUUUCAUUUCUGGUAAUCAGUCAAUACAACUUCAGUUUAUUAC